GGCAAACGCACAUGGGAAGACGCUCCUUCGAGUCCAUGCCAGGGAUGUCAGGGACCCAGGUGCGUUAGAGAACUUUGGUCCUCCCAUGAGGGACCACGGUCAUCACCUCCGCUUCGGUGGCAAGGUUUGCUGUCUGUACAUUUUCUCUGAAAUCCUCUUCACUACUAGUAGUGUCUUCGCAGAAUGUAGUUACCGAAGUCGAUUCCUUUUCGAGACUCGUCCCAGAACUGUUUCUUCAAUUCCGACUCAGCUACUACGAAAUCGGCGGAGAGGAAGCGUCAUGUCCAAUGUGGCCGGAGACGAUACGUGGCAGGCCGUCGAGCCUCAGGGGCUGGCAUUGGGGCUUUUAGUCACUACCGUCACGUUGGCGAUUCUAACGACUAUCGUCAUGGCUAUGCGCAUGUUCAUUCGAUUCAAGACGAACAAAAUCGGUUCAGACGACUGGGCAAUGUUGACAGGAUUUGCAAGUAGACGAUGCUCCGGCCAAUCCGCUGUUGCGAUCUAUGGGUCAUUUACCGGUAUAGCGAGCAAAGACGAGAUCAUGAAUCGAGCUACGAGCAUUGAGGGCUACAAGACUCUCUUGAUCUGGCAAGCCUUCUACGCUGGGAGCUUGUGCUUUAUCAAGUCCAGCAUCUGCAUCACCCUCAUGCGCAUCACCAACCAGAAAGUCUACCUCUGGAUCCUACGAGGUUUGAUAGGUCUCUCCUUCUUGAUGAGCGGUUCCGGCCUGAUCGUCAUCUUGAACCAAUGCCACCCCCUCGAUAGGUACUGGGACAAGAGUAUACCGGGAACUUGCUGGCCACCAAUCGUAGCCACCGCGCUUUCGUACGGAGCAUCGGUCGCCAACGUCAUCACCGACUUCAGCGUUGCGGCAAUUCCGUUCUUUCUGCUUCGACACGUGCAGAUGCGAUCCCGACUUAAGUUCUACGUGCGGCUCAUCCUGGGACUAGGUCUCUUAGCUGGCAUCGCGAGCAUAAUCCGAGUACCCUUCACGAAUGCGUACAUGAAAGCCAGCGACGUUCUGUACCACGCAGGUAACAUUGUUCUCUGGACAAUCGUCGAGUGCGGCUUAGGCAUCAUUGCUGGUUCGCUACCAAUGCUACGAGCCUUCUUCAAACGGUUGGCCAAGGAUACCAGCACGCAGGAACCCUACAACCGUUCGGGUGACACAAACCUCGUGACCUUUGGGCAGGGCAAGGGACGACAGGGCCCGAUAUACGAAACAGACCUAGGGGUGACGGUGAUUGGGGGAGCAGGGGAUAAUGACAGCAACAACAGCAACCAUGACGACGACGCGGAGAGCACACGGCGAAUCAUUAAGGUGACGAGAGAAGUACGGCAUAGCGUUACUGAAGAGAACGGGACGAUGCCGGCCAAAAGGUUGACGUAA
Colletotrichum acutatum is the source of this 1390-nucleotide messenger RNA. RefSeq lists its product as uncharacterized. The record is from RefSeq and is a predicted model, not a curated record. The transcript has 5 exons. The coding region runs from base 86 to 1390 and encodes 434 amino acids. NCBI's taxonomy places the organism in Eukaryota, Fungi, Ascomycota, Sordariomycetes, Glomerellales, Glomerellaceae.